UCUAUUGCAUGUGUUUUCGUUGGGCUCGUUAGUAUUGCCUUAUGUUUUCUUGUUAUGAAAGCAAGGCGUAAUGCUGCUGCGAAUAAACAAAAUAAGAGUGCGUUUUCUUCUCUACUGAUGAGCGAAAACCAAAAUCACAGUGUUAAUUUUGCUGAAGCUGGAUCAGUUGAAAUGGAAAUGGGUUCAGUAGGAUCUCUACAAUUUGAUCUGGGCACCAUUGAAGCAGCCACCAAGAAUUUCUUUGUUGAAAACAAGAUUGGUGAAGGUGGGUUUGGUCCCGUUUAUAAGGGUGUUCUAGUCAACGGAGUGGAGGUCGCCGUAAAGAGACUAUCAAAAUCAUCUGGACAAGGCUCACAGGAGUUUGUAAAUGAAGUCAUUUUGAUGGCGAAGCUUCAACAUAGGAAUCUCGUGAGGCUUUUAGGGUUUUGCCUUGACGCAGACGAAAAACUACUCAUCUAUGAAUACGUAUCCCACAAAAGUCUUGACUACUUUCUCUUUGAUCCAAAUAGACAUGGGCACUUAGAUUGGCCGAGACGCUACAAAAUCAUUGGAGGGGUUACUAGAGGAAUGGUUUAUUUACAUGAAGAUUCGCGGCUAAGAAUCAUCCAUCGUGAUCUAAAAGCUAGCAAUAUCUUGCUCGAUUUGGAUAUGAACGCUAAGAUUUCUGAUUUUGGUCUUGCAAGGAUUGUUGGAGCGGAUCAAAUUCAAGCAAACACCAAAAGAAUUGUCGGAACAUACGGUUACAUGUCCCCUGAGUAUGCGCUGCAUGGACAUUUUUCCGUGAAAUCGGAUGUGUUUGCAUUUGGCGUAGUUGUUCUGGAGAUCAUCAUGGGGAAGAAAAUUUUGACAUCCUAUAAACCUAAUUUUACUGCUUGGAGAAAAUGGAUAGAAGGAACAGCAAUGGAGCUUUUGGAUCCAACAUUGGUUGAAACUUGCUGUAAAGAUGAAGUCAUGAGAUGCAUCAAUAUUGGAUUACUAUGUGUGCAAGAAGAUGUGGAUGCUAGGCCUUAUAUGGCUAAUGUUUUGAACCUUCUCAACAAUCAUUCCAUCAUUCUUCCAUCUCCCACAACACCUCCUCAUUAUCUUCCGAAAACGCCCGUUUUAUCAAGCCACACGUCCGUUUCUAGAUCAACAGACGAAUCGUUUAUCACUGAAAUAUAUCCACGGUGAUAAACCAAACAAACCCAGUAUAUAUCU
This is a messenger RNA of Cynara cardunculus var. scolymus (artichoke), 1197 nucleotides long. Its product is annotated as cysteine-rich receptor-like protein kinase 10. Bases 55 to 1170 code for a protein of 371 amino acids. NCBI's taxonomy places the organism in Eukaryota, Viridiplantae, Streptophyta, Magnoliopsida, Asterales, Asteraceae. Gene Ontology annotation, molecular function: protein kinase activity; ATP binding. Gene Ontology annotation, biological process: protein phosphorylation. The transcript is spliced from 7 exons. The record is from RefSeq and is a predicted model, not a curated record.